Messenger RNA from Miscanthus lutarioriparius, 498 nucleotides. NCBI's taxonomy places the organism in Eukaryota, Viridiplantae, Streptophyta, Magnoliopsida, Poales, Poaceae. The record is from the annotation of a GenBank genome assembly.
AUGUUGAAAAUCCCCAAACAGUCCAUAAGCUUCACCAAAUCCCGUCAAAAUCCUAAUCCUAGGAUGAAAGAUAAGCUCUUUUCACUCACCGUAAGACAUCGUCGUGCUCGCCCUUGGCCCUACGGCCCUGCGCAAAGUCACCGGCGGCCACUGAAGGGAGCUGCGCCGCCGCCGCCGCUGUUCUCCGGUGCGUGCUCACCUCCAGCUAAGGGCGCUGGCACAGAGGCCGCUCGACGGUGCCGCGCACCUCCAGCUAAGGGCGCCAAGGCGCGGUGGAUGGCCACGGAUGCGGGGCGCCCCGGGACCGUCGCCGCUGCCGCUGCGGAGAGUGCGGGGGGCGAUGGCGCCGCAAUGGCGACCCGACCGGCGUGCAGGCGGAGCAGCGUGAGGCAGCAGCACUCGGAGGAGGGACGCCGGACAGCGAGGGACCCCGAGGUGGCGCCAUUCCUUCUCCACGCUCGGCGUCGUCGUUGCCGCAUCUGGCUGCUGCGUGCGUGA